UGGUCAAGGACAACCCGGAAAGCAAGAGCAGUUAGAUGUGCGGUUGUAGUCUGUUUAUCUUUGUGAGCCCAACGAAUGUCAUUUUGUUUGAUUUCACACCGUAAUUUACACCUAAUUGCCCUCACAAAUGUCAAGGCGAGCGAACCGGACACCAAAUGAAGAAGCGGAUGCAGGCCUUGGUGAGGCCUUUGAGCUGGAGCAGCAAAACAACCGCCACCUCGACAGCCUGGCGGCAAAAGUAACAGCCCUGCACAGCGUCAGCCUGAACAUUCACGACGAUGUGAAUGACCAAAACAGAUUGCUAGACGGCACCUCCGAGACAUUCAACCGCUUUGGAAAUAUGUUUGACAGGACACGAUACCAGCUGACGCAUACACUGACAACCGCUAAUUCGAAAUUCCUCUUCUACUUGACGCUCAUUCUUGUGCUUGGUGUGUUUGGCCUGUAUUAUAUUGCCAGAAAUAUAUUGACGCGGGAAGGUGACCCUAGCGAGCUUUUGUAGAGGCGUGCUUCUUUGGCUCGCAUUUUUGUAUUCGUACUUUUUUUGGGAAAAAGAAGACAAGUGGACAAAUGCUUCUUUUUUCCAU
Molecule: messenger RNA, 587 nt
Organism: Kickxella alabastrina
Lineage: Eukaryota; Fungi; Kickxellomycota; Kickxellomycetes; Kickxellales; Kickxellaceae
Exons: 2
Coding region: 128-502 (124 amino acids)
Biological process (GO): intra-Golgi vesicle-mediated transport
Source: RefSeq, a predicted model, not a curated record